CUUGCAGCUUGAGCUUACGAUAAUUAAAGCUUGCUCAGCUACUGAGGUGAACGGACGCGGGCGCGAGUCUCACCAAUCUUAUCGUGAUCAUAGUUCCAGGUAUAGGCAAGUCAAACUAUGGACACCGAAAAAAAUGAUAAAAGAGGCCGAGGAACGGCAAGUGGUAGUUCUUCGUCGCAACAACUUCAAGGAGCUUGGGCACGCCAUCCAGGACCAUCUUCAACCCCUGAUACAUCCCAAGCAUAUGGACCUCCACUGGCCAAAUAUUCUCGUUCACAGAGUGUAGAUGAGUCCAUCCGUGGACCAGCACCCGCUGAGAAUAUUUGUACAGAUAAUCAGCGACCGGGACUUGAUCGUCGAGGAUCUCCUACAUCUAAUGUUCGACCAGUUGGAGCUAGGCGUGAUACAUCAUCGUCAUCGUCAUCAAGCAAUGUUGGACGUGGAGCAUCGCGUGCAAGGAAAUUACAGAAUGCAGAUCUUUUGAAUUCACGGCCAGCUCAUGUUAAAUCAUCAAAGAAAGGAGCAGGUGGUAACGCAAUAAAAUUGCAAGCCAACUUCUUUAAGAUUUUGAGCGCUCCAGAUUGGUGUUUGUUACAAUAUCGCGUCGAUUUCGCUCCCGAGGAAGACAGAACUGUCGUUCGCAAAGGGCUGCUUCGUCUUCAUAAAGAAAGAUUGGGAAUUUAUAUGUUUGAUGGUAGUGUUAUGUAUACUUGUAAUCGCUAUCACGGAGUUUCUAGAACAGUGUCAAUGGAAUUAUUUUCGGAACGACAAUCUGAUAGUACAAAAAUAACAAUCAGUAUUCGAUUAGUAGGAGAAUUAGCCAAGGGUGAUCCGCACUAUCCACAAUUUUUCAACAUCAUCGCUCGUAAAGGAUUGGAGCAUCUCCGUCUCCAAUUAGUUGGACGCAAUUAUUUCGAUGCUCGUGCAAAAGUAGAAAUUCCUGAAUACAGGUUCGAAUUGUGGCCGGGUUAUCAGACAUCAAUUCGUCAACAUGAACGUGAGGUUCUGAUGGGAGUGGAAAUCACCCACAAAGUAAUGCGUCAAGAUAAUUUAUUGGAUAUCUUGAGUAGAAUUCGUGCUAAUGCUCGUGGUGGUGAUGUUCAAGGGGCCUGCAAAGCUGAAGUAAUCGGAAUAACAGUAUUGACUGGCUAUAAUAAUAACACCUAUCGCAUUGAUGAUAUUGAUUUUUCAAAAAAUCCAACAUCAACAUUUAAAAUGGGAAAGGAUGAAACGCCAAUUAGUUACAUGGACUACUAUCGUAAUAAAUACGGCAUUAAUAUUAGCAAUCGAUCACAACCUCUUUUUGUUGCUCGUUUACCUCUGCGAGAUCGCCGGGCUGGAAAAGACGAGUUACUUUAUUUGAUUCCUGAACUCUGUCGGGCCACCGGAUUGACUGAUGAAAUGCGUACUGACUACAAGUUGAUGGCAAAGUUAGCGACAUUCACUCGUCUUACGCCUGACAGACGUAUUGAAAGAUUGUUGCACUUCAAUAAACGGUUACAAGAUGAACCAACUGUUGUUGAAGAGUUUCGUCAGUGGAAUUUAAAAUUGGAUACUAAAUUGGUUGAAAUUCCCGCCCGGGUAAUAACUUCAGAGAACAUUAUUUUUGGAAACAUGAAACAAUCAGCUACUCAAACUGCUGAUUGGACUCGACAUUUCCGCAGUGCAAGGCUAAUUGUCUGCACUAAAUUGUCUGAUUGGAUUCUCAUUGUUCCCGAACGUGCCAGACUUGAUGCAAAGACAUUUGUUAGCAACAUAAUUAAAGUUAGUCAAGGAAUGUCAUUCGUAAUUAGCCAGCCUCAACUCCGUGAAAUUCGUAAUGAUUCGGCUCAAUCGUAUGCUGAAGAAUUAGAGCGUGUGAUGAGCCGCUCAGUUCCACAACUUAUUUGCUGUAUUUCAGCUAGAUCACGCGCUGAUGUUUACUCAGCUAUCAAGAAAAAGUGCUGUCUUGAUCGUCCUGUUCCAAGUCAAGUUAUACUUCAAAAAAAUUUAGCAUCUAAAGGAGCCAUGUCAAUAGCUACUAAAAUAGCAAUACAGAUAAAUUGUAAGAUUGGUGGCGCUCCUUGGAGUAUUGACUUUGGAAUGUCAGGAUUGAUGGUGGUUGGAUUUGAUGUUUGUCACGAUCCUAAUCAGCGUGGAACUGACUUUGGUGCUAUGGUUGCAUCACUUGAUCGCGGAAUGACUCGAUACUUUUCGGCUGUCAGCGCUCAUCGUAGCAAUGAAGAAUUGACCAAUGAAUUCAGUGUCAAUAUGAUAAAGGCGCUUCGUAAAUAUUCUGACUUAAAUGGAGGUAAACUUCCCUCCCGUAUUGUCGUCUAUCGUGAUGGUGUAGGUGAUGGACAGAUUCCAUACGUAUUGGAACACGAAGUAAAUCAUCUCCGUGAAGCUCUUGCCAAGUUCUAUGGACGUGCCGAACUAGUAAAACUGGCUUUCAUCAUCGUCACAAAACGUAUCAACACACGAUUGUUUUACAAUCGUCGUGAAAAUCCACCACCAGGUACUGUUGUAGAUGAUGUUAUUACAAACCCAUGGAGAUACGAUUUCUUUAUCGUGUCUCAAUGUGUAAGACAAGGAUCUGUCUCACCUACUGCUUAUAAUGUUAUUUUUGACAAUGUUGGGUUGGAUGUGUCUAGUAUCCAACGGUUGACAUUCCAGUUGACUCACAUGUAUUUCAAUUGGAGCGGAACUGUCAGAGUGCCGGCACCUUGUCAGUACGCUCACAAAUUAGCAUUUUUAGUUGCUCAAAGUAUUCAUCGAUCACCAAGUAGCCACUUGGAAAGUCUUUUGUUUUUUCUUUAAAUUUUUUGUAUUUAUACAAGUUAAGCUGAUUUUUUCAU
Messenger RNA from Microplitis demolitor, 2837 nucleotides. RefSeq names its product piwi-like protein Siwi. The transcript has 11 exons. Gene Ontology annotation, molecular function: piRNA binding; protein binding. Gene Ontology annotation, biological process: regulatory ncRNA-mediated gene silencing. Gene Ontology annotation, cellular component: P granule. Bases 118 to 2799 code for a protein of 893 amino acids. NCBI's taxonomy places the organism in Eukaryota, Metazoa, Arthropoda, Insecta, Hymenoptera, Braconidae. The record is from RefSeq and is a predicted model, not a curated record.